CAAACAAAUAUACAAAACAAAUAAAAUAGUAAACGUAUCUAAAACACCCGCAAGUUCACAUUGACCACAAGCUCAUCAUAUGACCAAUUAUUUUUCAUCUUUCUCUGUCUGAAUAAUACUGCAUGAACAUAAUCAAGAAGUGUGGAUGCAGAAAUAUUUUAUCAUGUUUUGAGGCUUAUGGGUGUCUGUCAUAGGAGUGUGCAAUGAAAUAUAGAGAUUUUUUCUGGGUUUUCUUGAUACCCUUUUUCCAAAUCUUGUUGAUCACUGAAAUAAAUUCUGUUCAUGGUCAAUGUCUGGAGGAUCAAAAGAACUUGUUGUUUCAGCUGAAGGAUGGUCUGAAGUACGAUACAAUGGUGUCGACAAAGAUUGUGAAAUGGAAUCAGAGCACGGAUUGCUGCAAAUGGGAAGGGGUGAGCUGCAAUACAAGUUCUGGUAAUGUUAUUGGCAUUGAACUGGAUGGAGAAGGAAUCUCUGAUGGGAUCAAUGGUUCAAGUAGUCUAUACCAAUUCCGGUAUCUUCAGAAACUGAAUUUGGCCUACAACAAUUUCAAUUCUACUGAAAUUCCAGCUGGGUUGUUUAAUCUUUCAAGUUUGACAUAUCUGAAUUUGUCAUACUGUGGAUUUGCUGGACAGAUACCAGAAGGAUUUUCGCAAAUGAAAAGGUUGGAAAUUCUUGAUUUAUCUACAUCUUUUGUAUCUGGAAAAGCUUCACUGAAAAUUGAGAAUCCAAAUUUAGAAAUGAUUGUUCAAAAUCUCAAAGGGCUUACCGAAUUGUAUUUGGAUGGUGUCAACAUGACAACUCAGGCAAACAGUUGGUCUCUAGCAAUAUCAUCUUCACUUCCUAAUUUGAGAAAGCUAAGCUUGAAAAGUAGUCAUAUAUCAGGUCCUAUAGACCCUUCUCUUGAAAGGGUUCAGUUUCUAUCAGAGAUUCGUUUGGAUCAGAACAAUCUGAGUGUCACAGUUCCAGAGUUUUUGGCAAACUUAAAAAACUUGACAGUUUUACAUCUCAGUUCUUGUAAUCUGCAGGGGAUAUUCCCCAAAAGGAUCUUACAAGUACCGACACUAAACGAUCUCGAUCUGUCAGACAACAAAGAACUGCGGGGUUCUGUACCAGAAUUUCCCCAAAAUGGCUCCCUUCGGACGUUGGUGCUCACAUUUACCAAUUUCUCAGGAACGUUACCAGAGUCUUUUGGGAACUUACGGUUGUUGUCUAGGAUGGAGAUAACGAAUUGCAACUUCAGCGGAAUGAUUCCAAAUUCAAUGGCAAACCUCACAAGCCUUGUCCGUUUGGACUUCUCAUACAACAAUCUUAGUGGUCAUAUUCCAUUGUUACAGAAGUCCAAGAACCUCACCUACAUAGAUUUCUCCCAUAAUAGAUUAUCAGGUACAAUUCCUUCUACGUAUUUCAUAGGACUUGACAAUCUUGUACAUGUUGAUCUUGGAUUCAAUGCGUUUAUGGGAAGAAUUCCUUCAUCAUUGUUCGCUCUCCCAUCAUUGAGACAAAUUAAGCUUUCCCAAAAUCAGUUUGGUGGUUUACUCGCCAAUUUUUCCGAUGCUUCGCGCUCACAGUUAGAUACACUUGAUUUGGGUAGCAACAACUUGAAUGGGUCUAUCCCAUUGUCUUGGUUUGAACUCAAACGGCUGAACAUUCUCUCCCUGUCCUCUAAUCAGUUGGCUGGCUCAUUGCAGCUAGAAAUGAUUCAUAAGCUUGCAAAUCUAACCAAUCUUGAUCUGUCGUACAACAGGUUGUCAAUUGAAACCAGUCACAACAGCUCAAGCGAGACUCUGCUCCCCCAGUACAGCACAUUUAAGUUAGCUUCAUGCAAGCUAAAAUCUUUUCCUCGUCUGGGAAAGCAAUUAAGAUUGUCUGUACUAGACCUAUCAGACAACCAAAUUCACGGAGCAAUACCAAACUGGACUUGGAGAAUUGGAUCUCUCACGAAUUUAAAUUUGUCUCGAAAUCAGUUAGUGAGUCUCCAAGAACCUUAUGCUUUUCCAAGAUUAAGUGUACUUGACUUGCACUCUAACCAACUGACCGGAAGAAUCCCAGUACCACCUGAAACUGCUUCAUAUGUGGAUUAUUCAGACAACAAUUUCAGUUCUUCAAUUUCUUUGGAUAUUGGCAAGAAUCUCACCUUUGCUUAUUUCUUUUCUGUUUCGAGCAACAAGCUGACUGGAACCAUCCCUGUUUCCAUCUGUGAAGCUACAUAUCUUCAAGUUCUUGAUUUGUCCAAUAACAAUUUUAGUGGAGUGAUCCCACCAUGUUUACUUGGACAGAGACAGUCUCUUGCUGUACUAAAUCUUGGGAAUAACAAAUUCAGUGGACAUAUCAACGGUACGUUUUUGGAGAACUGCGGUUUAAAAACACUGGAUCUGCAUGCAAACCAAUUACAAGGGAAGGUUCCGAAUUCUCUGUCCAAUUGCACAAUGUUAGAGGUUCUGAACCUGGGGAACAACCAGAUAAGUGAUACCUUUCCAUGUUAUUUAAAGAAUUCUUCAAAUCUGCGAGUCCUUGUUUUGCGUUCUAACCAGUUCCAUGGAGACAUCCGGUGCUCGGGGCCGAAGAGCCAUUGGCCAAAUCUUCAAAUCAUCGACAUAGCUUCUAAUAAAUUUACAGGUAAGGUACCACCGAAUUGUUUCUUGAACUGGACAGCAAUGAUGGGAUACAAGGACGAUGCACAAUCAGAGAUUAAUCACUUGCGGUUUAGGGUCUUAAAGCUUAAUAACUUCUACUAUCAAGACACCGUGACAGUAACAAGCAAAGGGCUAGAGGUACAGCUUGUGAAGAUCUUAACAAUCUUCAACUCCAUUGACAUUUCUUGCAAUCAGUUUGAAGGAAAUAUACCAGAAAAUGUGGUCCAACUCAAAGAGCUCUAUAUCCUGAAUAUAUCGCACAAUGCACUCACAGGCACGAUUCCACCAUUAAUUGGAAACUUGAAACAACUUGAAGCCUUGGAUUUGUCAACGAACAAGCUAAGUGGAAGCAUCCCGGCAGAGCUUGCAAAUUUAAACUUCCUUGCAUAUUUGAACUUGUCAAAUAAUCAACUGACUGGAAAAAUUCCACUUGGGACUCAGCUAUCAACAUUUGACGAAGGAUCUUUCAGAGGGAAUGAGGGAUUAUGUGGGAAACCCCUGAACAGAACAUGUGCUGUACCUGAAACUGGACCAUCCUCAGAACGAUAUAAUCGUCAAGAUUCAAGCUCAUCCUUUGAUUGGCAAAUCAUUGUCACUGGAAUGGGUUUCGGAGUGGGAGCAGCCAUAAUUCUAGGCCCUCUUCUGUUUUUCCAGAAAGGAACACAUUGGUUGAAUGAUAAGAUUGAUAAACUCGCUCAUAUCAUUCUCCAAAGUUUUGGAAUAAUAUGCACUCGCUACGACAUUGUGGAAGAGGAUCAAGACACAUACAAUGCAGCACACUCAGAUGAAGAAGACCGGACAACGGAAGAUACAACGUUUAGAGGAAGGUACUGUCUGCUGUGUUCAAAAAUAGACAUGUUCAGAAACACAGUUGUACAUGAUCCAAAAUGCAUGUGUCAUACCUCGACACCGGCGAAUUUCAGUUCCUCUAGUUCCUCCUUCUCUACUUCUUCCUCAAACAAGACACCUUAGAAUCUUAAAUUUCUUUCUUUCAAUAUCCCUGCUGUAUUUAUUAUUGUAUAGCAUCAAAUCUAGAAAUAAAUUAGAUCAAUUUUUUACAAUUCCA
This is a messenger RNA of Daucus carota subsp. sativus, 3699 nucleotides long. RefSeq names its product receptor like protein 22. The coding region runs from base 204 to 3605 and encodes 1133 amino acids. The record is from RefSeq and is a predicted model, not a curated record. The transcript has a single exon. Lineage: Eukaryota; Viridiplantae; Streptophyta; Magnoliopsida; Apiales; Apiaceae. Gene Ontology annotation, molecular function: protein binding.